CUUGGCGGUGUGCUCGGUGGCGCUGCAUCAGUUCGCUAUCAAUAAAGGUUACGUCUUCGCCUUCACCACCCACUGUCAUCUACUCUCCACCGGCCUCGUCAUCUGGAACACACAGCUAACCAACGCCCUUGAAGAUGUGUGGGAACGGGGGUCGCGAGGGGAGGUGCUGGGUCGCCUGGUACAGCGGCGUCACCACCUUGUCAGGAUGGGUGAUACACAGCAGCUCUUCAGUCCCGUCCUGCAGUGUAUACUUCGCCACCACGGUGGUAAUCGUGUGCACGGAGCUCUACCUCCUGGCCAAGGGUGUCGCUGGGGUGUACAGAGUGGAAGAGCUGGUGAUCCUGGUGCUGCUCACUCUACAGACCAGUUGGCUGCUCGUACACGUCUCCCUCGCUGCCGGCACUGUCCAGGAACAGGCUGAGGCGAGCGGGGACGUCCUAGGACGAGGGCUGCCCUAUGAGGCCAGUGACAGAGACAAGUUUAACGUAGGUGAGCUGGCCAGGUCGCUCACUACCUCCCAAGUCUACAUCACCGGGGGUAACUUCUUCAUCAUCAACCGCUCCUUCAUCCUCACGGUGGUAAGCGUCGUGGCUUCCUACUUCAUCGUUAUCCUUCAAUUCAUGCAGUCCUGCAGUGCCCCAGAGGUCGAAGUCUUGCCCACCAACCAUACUCUGGAGGUGUCCACGUGAUGCCCUGCCGGUUGCCCAACAACCUCACUCUGAGGGCACCCACCUCAAGCCCAGCCCACCAACCUCACCCGGGGUCCACUUGAAUAUCUACAGUAUAUAUAUAUAUAUAUAUAU
This is a messenger RNA of Homarus americanus (American lobster), 803 nucleotides long. RefSeq lists its product as uncharacterized. Gene Ontology annotation, biological process: sensory perception of taste. The transcript has 6 exons. Bases 135 to 689 code for a protein of 184 amino acids. The record is from RefSeq and is a predicted model, not a curated record. Lineage: Eukaryota; Metazoa; Arthropoda; Malacostraca; Decapoda; Nephropidae. Gene Ontology annotation, cellular component: membrane.